CCGCUUCACCGUACUAAAUUGACUUGCUUUAAAACUACCUUGGGUAACAUUAAGUUACUUGCUAGUCCAAGUACGUUGUAGUUAUCAAAUAAUUAUGGUAUGUGGUAUCCGUAAUACUGAAUCAAGAUUAAGUAGCAGUUUCAUUUAGCGGCUAUAGCGUAAUAGAAAACUGCAUUAAUUGAUUGAGGAAGAUAACUUUACGUAUUUUUUUUUAUUUCCGAAUACUGAAGUGUUUUUUUAAUAUAUGUAUAUAUCUUAAAACCAUAAUGACGAUUCAUUUUUGAAAUAGAAUUCAGGAUGGAGGCAGACCAGCAGAUUAGAAAUCUUCGGGAUUUUCUUCUAGUUUAUAACAAGAUGACUGAAAUAUGCUUCAGUCGCUGUGCAAGUAACCUAAACUAUAGGACUCUAACAAUUGAUGAGGAUGUCUGUUUGAAUAACUGUGCUGGGAAGCUGAUUCGCUCAAAUCACUGCUUGAUGGGGGCCUAUGUGAAGUUGAUGCCCUCUAUAGUUCAACGAAGACAAACUGAAUAUGAGAACAAGACUCAGGAGUUGAUGCAGCAAGCAGGGGAAAAUGUGCUACCUGUGCAUGAAAAUGUUACUUCUGAAUAAGAAAAAUUACAUCAGCAGGAAUAUUUGUUUCCAUAACUGGAGCAGAUGCAUCUCACUAGCAACGAUAACUUGGAAGAUUGUUUGUUUGCUUCUUUGAAGACUUUUAUAUAAUAAGUGAAACAUUUUGAGGUUUUAUACAAUUGUCUCUAUAUUGAAUUAAAGUUUUAAUUUGUUAGCACAAGAUGUCACA
Messenger RNA from Polypterus senegalus (gray bichir), 799 nucleotides. RefSeq names its product translocase of inner mitochondrial membrane 10 homolog B (yeast) (gene timm10b). Gene Ontology annotation, cellular component: mitochondrial intermembrane space chaperone complex. The coding region runs from base 298 to 609 and encodes 103 amino acids. The record is from RefSeq and is a predicted model, not a curated record. NCBI's taxonomy places the organism in Eukaryota, Metazoa, Chordata, Cladistia, Polypteriformes, Polypteridae. The transcript has 3 exons.